This is a messenger RNA of Gigantopelta aegis, 3367 nucleotides long. Its product is annotated as SR-related and CTD-associated factor 4-like. The record is from RefSeq and is a predicted model, not a curated record. The coding region runs from base 110 to 3223 and encodes 1037 amino acids. Gene Ontology annotation, cellular component: nucleus. The transcript has 17 exons. NCBI's taxonomy places the organism in Eukaryota, Metazoa, Mollusca, Gastropoda, Neomphalida, Peltospiridae. Gene Ontology annotation, molecular function: RNA binding.
GCUUUGCUGGCAGCCAUUUUGUCCAGCGUGCUAUGUGAUGUUUCUAUAUUUUAAUUAAUAUCGUAUUAUUUAAAAAUCCUGUUGUGUUCGGGUUACCAUUUAACGAAAGAUGGAGGCUGUGAGAGCUUUUAAUAAUGAGCUUUCUUCUCUGUACGAGAUGCGGCCUCCAAUAUCUCGAGCAAAAAUGGCCAAUGUUACAAAGUGUGGCAUAAAGGCCAUCAAGUUCUACAAACAUGUUGUGCAGAGUGUGGAAAAGUUCAUCCAAAAGUGUAAGCCAGAAUAUAAGGUUCCAGGCUUGUAUGUAAUCGAUUCAAUUGUGCGACAGUCUCGACACCAAUUCAACACUGAGAAAGAUGUGUUUGCUCCGCGGUUUACCAAAAAUAUUGUUUCAACAUUCCAGAACCUUUUUAAGUGUCCACCAGAUGAAAAGAAUAAAAUUGUGAGGGUUCUCAAUUUAUGGCAGAAGAAUGGAGUUUUUCCAAUGGAAGUUGUCCAGCCACUUCUGGAUCUAGCUGCAGAUCCAAACAAUGUAGAACUGGUGCUUACUGCACAGAGAGCAGUUGAACGAGUGGUUAGUGCACAGACCAAGUCUCACAGUUCUACAGCACAAGCUAGUAUCAUGGACAAAUCUCGUGUAGACCCCUCUAAAACUGCUGAUAACAUUGCCGCUACACAGAACGACAUGUUGGCUACCGUCACAAAACUGUUGCAGCAAACUGAUGAUCAAGGUAUAACAAGUUUAAGUGCACAGCAGCACCAAUUGCAGCAGCUACAGAUACUCCAGCAGCAACUGAUGCAGCAGACAGAAUUGAUGCAGAAACCUCAGGAAUCCGGGCCAGUGAUUGACAGCAAUCUGUUGGCUCAGAUACAGACUUUAACCAAUCAGCUGCUGAGUAAGACAGGGGGUAGUGUUUCAGACAACCCACCACCGGAACCUGGUUUUAAUAAGAAAUUGUUGGAUUUUGAUUAUGGAGAGAGCGAUGAUGAAGAGGAUAAAAAAGAGGGAUCUCAAGGAAUGCAAGGAUUUCCUAUGAGCAAUGUGCAGAAUAUUUUGAAUGAUCCCAAUUUAAUGCAUCACAUACACCAGAUGUCUCAAACGAUGCAGAAGAAUGAGAUCACAGUUCAGGAGCAAAUUCGUCAGCAAGUACUGCAGCAACAGCAGGAGGAAUUUGAUAAGGAAAUAAAGCAGGGUCCACCACCUGGCUUUAUACCUAUUGGAAUGCAGCGUCUUGAUGCCGUGCAACAACAGCAGCAAAUGCCGCCCCAGUAUCACAACUAUGAUCAUCCCCAGCCUGCACCCGACAGCUCGGUUGAUGUUGAGGUGAUUGACGACCGCGAUGAUGACAAAGAAGACAGACAUCGCUCUCACAGAGAUCGCUCUCGCUCAAGGUCUCCUAGGAAACGAAGACGAUCUCGUUCGAGGUCAAGAGAUCAUAGACGCAGAUCACGCUCUAGAGAUAGACACAGACGAUCCAGAUCUCGUGAUCGAGACCGAGAAAAAACUAAAGAAAAGGAAAGGGAUAGGAGGAAGAAAGGCUUGCCACCAGUACGAGAAAAGCAACUAAGUGUUUGUACUACGACUCUGUGGUUGGGCCAUUUGACAAAGCAUACAACAGAAGAAGACAUCCGAUCUGAAAUAGAAAAAUAUGGCACGGUUAAUUCAGUGAAUCUAAUUCCACCCCGAGGUUGUGCAUAUGUUGACUAUGCAAGAAGAAAGGAUGCUUAUAAAGCAAGAGAUAAGCUAGACCGGGGUAUUAGGAUUAAUGGAAAUGUCUUGAAGGUGUCUUGGGCACAGGGUAUUGGUGUGAAAAAUCCCGAGUAUAAAGACAUAUGGAAUGUAGACCAUGGUGUCACCUACAUUCCUUGGAGUAAGCUUCCUUCAGAUCUGAAUCAGCUUUGUGGAGGUGGCAUGAUUGACGAGGACACUUUGCCAGAUCAUCUGAAAGGAAUGAAGUUUGGUACGUCAGAAGAGGAAAGUCGUGAUGCACCUCCACAAGCUGAGCAGACUAAUAUUCCUCUACCAAUGGGCGGCCAGCCACAGUAUGCUGGACCAGUACCAGGUGUUGUGCCAGUUAUUCCACCACAGUUGGGAGUAAUGCCACCAAUGAUGAUGCCAAUGCCAGGUCAGAUGCCAGGUCCGAUGCCCCCUGGAAUGCCACCUCAGCACAUUCGUAUGCCACCGGGUCCCCCUCCUGGCAUGCCACCUCAGAUGGCUGGAAUGCCUGGAAUCGGUGGAGCACCUCCUUCCUCACAGCCCGUUCAACUGUCGUCGGUUCUGGGUGUGUCGUCGGCCAUAUCAUCAGCUCCACUGACGAUGUCUGCAGCCAGUGCUCAACUUAGUCAAGCCAUCCAGAGUAUCUUGUCAACUUCAUUACCCUCUGGUCAGCAACCGCAGCCUCCUACCGCCGCAGCCGCGACCAUUGUCGCUCAGCCCGCCAUUCCGCCACAGGCACGUUUUCAGGGAUUCAAUCCUGGCUUCAACCCCAACAUGCCGCCCCCACCAAACAUCCGCUUGCCAAUGGUUGGUCCAGGAAUGAUGCCUGCAGGACUAAGACCACAGUUCAUUCCCACCAGCAGCGCUGCUUCACCCGCACCUCGUGCUGCUGCUGUGCCGGCUUCAGAAUCCGAUCUGGAUAACGAUGAUGAAAAUAUGGAUAUACAGGACACAGAUGAACGAUCGUUGUCAAAUCCUGAAGUUCAGCCAACAGCAGUUCAGCCUGGAGGGGUUCCCGGCUUUGCAGUGUCCAGACCGGUUGGUCCAAUGCACUGUGGACCCAUGCUUCGUGGUCAGAUGGCACGUCCAAUGCUGAUGGGCCAGCAGCAUGGAAUUGGAAUACAGAUGCGGCCAAUGUUGCAGAUGAACAUGGGUGAACGGCCAAGGAUGAUGAUAGCCGGCGAUUUCAGACCGUCGGGACCACAGGCUGUGAUUGGGGCGGCACUGGGCGCUCCUAGGCAACCAGGACCUACCUCAUUAAUGCACACCGCUCCGGGAGUUUCAGACGGGAUGAGGCCUUUCAUGGCAAGUCCGAGGGGGGCACCUGGUAUUAAUCGACCUGGCCUGCUGGGACUGAGACCCGGAUUUCAGCGUUUUGGACCGCCACAGGGACACCCAGGUGCACCACAAAACUUCAGAGGUCCUCGUCCUCCGUUCAGGCCAAACGGCCCACCCAUUGAAAACCCAUUUCAUGGACGAAUCAACUGGACCCAAUUUUGGCCGCGGUGACAUUGACAUUGACAUUGAUGACCGUGAGUGUUUCAAUGGUCCCCGCCCACUGAUGGAUAUCGAAACAGAACCUUGGAAUCCAAAUGACCAAGAUAAUCCUCCCCCUCUGAAUAACUUUGGGAGAAGAGACUUUGAUAGGAUGGA